AUGAACCUUUUAUCUAAUUAUCUUCCCCCAUCAUCCGAUCCUACCUAUUCUCAGCGUUUAACGGAAUUCCCUGCGUACAAGGAGUCACUUUACGCCCGAUAUCCGCCGGUUUGUGCGAAUUGUCAACCGGCCGUUGAUGAGCAAAUCCAGCAGAAGGACAGUAUGGCAAAAUCCGCGGCCCUUGGGGGGUGGCUGCAGGCUAGUGCACGACGCAGCAAGUCUCCAGGGUCUGGGUUUGGCGAAAAACCACCGGGUACCAUCGGCCGGCAGGUCGUUGUGUGGAAUAUCCGCGGAGCUCUCUGGUUAGGUACAACCUUAUGGUGGUUGUUAACCGACAUUCAAGGCGGUUUACUGUACCCACCACCUCCGAAAUCCUUGCCUUGUCCAAAUCUUAUAAUUGGCGUCUUGUCUAUCUUAUGGCAGUUCUGGGAUCCUACCUGGAAGUCCCUCCAACGAACUCACCUACAGGGUCAUGAAGCCCGCGUAGAAGGGAAAGCGGUCUGGGUGCGAUGCCAAGGUCUUAUUUGGACAUGUCGGGCUAUUUUAAUCCUGGCUAUCCGAUCCCAAGCCCCUUUGAUGUCCAGAGGUGGUUUUUGGUUUGCUCUGUGUCUCGAGUUUGUGGCCAAUUUACUUGCAUUCAGGAGUAUUCGUAUCAUUCGACCACCACGAAUCAGGCUCGUUUCUUCCUCCCGCACUCACCAUACUCCAAAACCCAAAGGCGGGUCUCUUACGACAUUUGGCGAAUCCAAUAGCGAGCAACCGGUGGAGGUUCCUGCCUUUUCUGGACUCUCGCUUUCUUCUUUCUCGCCCACCCGCCCUACACGAAGUGUAAAUCCUAUAUUUGGGGUUACAUCGUUACCUCAGUCCCAGUCUCAGCCUCAAUUUCAGUCAUUGUCUGGCGACUAUAACGACACAGAAGCCACAGAUGCAAUGGACUGGACUCCUGCUGUGGCUUAUACCAGAGACGAAGCCGCAGAACUUCUUCGGCCAGCACGAUUUGCUCCAGAAAAACCUACUGGACUCGAAGGACUAAUUGAGAAAUUUGGUAUCAGCGAGGACGAAGCCAGGAAGCCGACCGGUAAUCAAAGAUCGAGCACCAAUGCAAGGGUCUCUGGCGUUGAGAAAGGAAUAUUUAUUGGAGCAUUUUCGGCCUUGGGUUUAGUUGGGAUCCUUGUUUUUGUAGUCACCUGGUGGCCUCAAUGGCUUGCUAGCCAACAAAACACUGGUCAGGUGCUCACGCCUCAGCAUAUAGUCGAGGGCCUUUGA
This is a messenger RNA of Rhizoctonia solani, 1266 nucleotides long. Its product is annotated as Ima1 amino-terminal domain protein. Gene Ontology annotation, cellular component: microtubule organizing center attachment site; mitotic spindle pole body; chromosome, centromeric core domain. The record is from RefSeq and is a predicted model, not a curated record. The transcript has 5 exons. The coding region runs from base 1 to 1266 and encodes 421 amino acids. Gene Ontology annotation, biological process: nuclear inner membrane organization. Lineage: Eukaryota; Fungi; Basidiomycota; Agaricomycetes; Cantharellales; Ceratobasidiaceae.